Rattus rattus (black rat) is the source of this 693-nucleotide messenger RNA. RefSeq names its product transmembrane protein 40 (gene Tmem40). Bases 19 to 693 code for a protein of 224 amino acids. NCBI's taxonomy places the organism in Eukaryota, Metazoa, Chordata, Mammalia, Rodentia, Muridae. The record is from RefSeq and is a predicted model, not a curated record. The transcript is spliced from 11 exons.
CUUCCUCUAGGGAAAGAGAUGGAGGCUUCAGGAUCUUCUUCCCAGUUUCCAGACAGCAGUGCGGUCCACAGAGAAACAGAGGAUCUGAACCACCCAGAGACAGAAUUCCACAAGCAACAUGGGAAGGCCCGGGAACGCUAUGAGAGAGACAAGUCUUCCUCCUCAUCCUCAUCCUCCUCUUCCUCCUCUUCCUCCUCAUCUUCUUCCUCCUCCUCAGACAGCAGCGAUGAGGACAAGCACUCCAGAGGUCCGAGGAAACACAGAAGGAAGCUGCACAGAGACAGCUCUCCUGGUGCUGACCAUGGGGAACUGGAGGUGCUGAAGGACGAGCUUCAGCUCUGUGGAGGCGCUGCUGGGGAAAUGGUGCUUGCUGGGGAGUCAGGACUCCGAAGGAGAGGUUCCGGCUCAGCGGAGGGAGAAGUGGAGGCCUCUCAGUUAAACAGACUGAACAUAAAGAAGGAUGAUGAGUUUUUCCAUUUUGUCCUUCUCUGCUUCGCCAUUGGAGCCUUGCUGGUGUGCUACCACUACUAUUCAGACUGGUUCAUGUCUCUUGGGGUUGGUCUGCUCACCUUCGCUUCUCUGGAGACCAUCGGCAUCUACUUCGGGCUGGUGUACCGGAUCCACAGCGUACUUCAGGGCUUCAUCCCCCUCCUUCAGAAGUUCAGGCUGCCAGGGUUCAGGAGAACCAACUGA